Rosa chinensis is the source of this 1164-nucleotide messenger RNA. Its product is annotated as anthranilate N-methyltransferase. The coding region runs from base 20 to 1108 and encodes 362 amino acids. The transcript is spliced from 4 exons. Gene Ontology annotation, molecular function: O-methyltransferase activity; S-adenosylmethionine-dependent methyltransferase activity; protein dimerization activity. NCBI's taxonomy places the organism in Eukaryota, Viridiplantae, Streptophyta, Magnoliopsida, Rosales, Rosaceae. The record is from RefSeq and is a predicted model, not a curated record. Gene Ontology annotation, biological process: methylation.
UAAUAUAUACGGUAAUAUUAUGGCCUCUUCACUGGAAACAAAACCCCAAGCCAUAGUUCUUGACGAUGAAAGAAAGCAAGAAGCAGAAAGCUUUCAUUAUGCUGUGCAGCUGGUGGUUUCAUCUGCGCUGCCCAUGUCCAUGCAAUCAGCCAUUGAGCUCGGACUUUUUGAUAUCAUAGCCAGAGCAGGUGCGGGUGCGGGGCUCUCUGCACCCCAGAUUGCUGCCCAGAUUGGCACCCAGAAUCCUGAGGCAGCCUUUAUGCUGGAUCGAAUCCUUAGGCUCCUCGCCACUCACUCUGUACUUGGUUGCUCUCUGGUUGAUGGCCAAAGGCUCUACAGGCUCUCCGCGGUGUCCAAGCACUUUGUGACUGAAGAUGGCGUUUCGUUGGGCUUCGUCAUGGCAUUGUUCCAAGACAAGGUCUUCAUAAACAGUUGGUCACAACUGAAAGACGCAGUUAUUGAAGGUGGAAUUCCAUUUGAGAGGUUCCAUGGCAUGCCUACCUUUGAGUAUUCAGGUUCGGACCCGAGGUUUAAUCAGGUUUUCAACACAGCAAUGUUCAACCACACCACUCUUGUUGUGAAGCGGAUUCUUGAUCUCUACAGGGGUUUUGAGCACCUUGGGGAGCUUGUUGAUGUUGGUGGUGGUUUGGGAGUAGCUCUCAGUCUAAUCACUUCCAGAUACCCUCAUAUUAAGGGAAUCAAUUACGAUCUGCCGCAUGUUAUAAAAUAUGCUCACCCUUCUCCUGGUGUCGAACAUGUGGGAGGAGACAUGUUUGCCCAUGUUCCAAGUGGAGAUGCCAUUUUCUUAAAGGGCAUACUUCACGAUUGGACGGAUGAGGACUGCAUAAAGUUGUUGAAGAAUUGUUACAGUGCUACUCCAGGCGAUGGAAAAGUAAUCGUUUUGGAGGCAGUUCUUCCAGUUUUGCCGGAAACAAGCACUACUGAGAAGAUCACCACCCAACUGGAUGUGCUUAUGAUGACUCAAUGCCCAGGAGGGAAGGAGAGGACCCAACCAGAAUUCAUGGACUUGGCAACUGGUGCUGGAUUCAGUGGCAUCAAAUAUGAAUGUUUCGUCGCUAACAUAUGGGUCAUGGAGUUUAUUAAGUAGAGACAGGGCAAUGCUUUCAUUUGGUACAAUAAAAACACUCUUAAGCUAUUGAGGAU